This is a messenger RNA of Myxocyprinus asiaticus (Chinese sucker), 2001 nucleotides long. RefSeq names its product endothelin 2 (gene edn2). The coding region runs from base 86 to 589 and encodes 167 amino acids. Gene Ontology annotation, biological process: regulation of vasoconstriction; vein smooth muscle contraction; regulation of systemic arterial blood pressure by endothelin. The record is from RefSeq and is a predicted model, not a curated record. NCBI's taxonomy places the organism in Eukaryota, Metazoa, Chordata, Actinopteri, Cypriniformes, Catostomidae. Gene Ontology annotation, molecular function: hormone activity; endothelin B receptor binding. Gene Ontology annotation, cellular component: extracellular region. The transcript is spliced from 5 exons.
AGCGUUGUGGACUGCUUGCACUAACUGUGUACACCAUCACUCACCUCUUGUGGAUUUAACAGGCUUGUUAAACUUUUGAGAUACUAUGAUGUCUUUCUCACUGCGGACGUCUCUGUUUAUUUCUGCUACACUGUGCAUGCUGCAGCAAGGGUUCGGAUAUCCACUUUCCGAAGCAUCCAGCGAUCCACCUGUUCUAAAGCGGGUUCGUACCAAGCGCUGCUCCUGUAGCAGCUGGUUGGACAAGGAGUGCAUCUAUUUCUGUCAUCUAGACAUCAUUUGGGUCAACACACCAAGUAAAAUCACCCCCUAUGGUCUCGGAAGUCCUCUGUCCCGUCGUCGGCGUUCGACUGGCCGUUGUGAAUGUGCGAUCCUGGCCGACCGUACCUGCUUCACUUUCUGCUAUAACAGCUCUGAAUACCCAGAUAUGGUGAUUGUGACCCAACUUAAUAACCAGUCAAACAACAAGGACAAAGCUAGUGAUCACCUACUCAUUUCUCUCAGGAAGGCAGUAAAGGAAAACCUCAUGACAGCUUCACAAUCUGUGUCGCCCAAAAAGAAAUCCAGAACUAUGAAUCUCUUGAUUAGUUAGAGAGAGAUGGGUUUGAUGUACUCACGAGCAUCUGAACAAAACAAAUCCUGGAUGAAGAGGAUUCAUUUGGGAUCUGCCUCAUAGGAAGCAGACACAACCCUAGCGGAGGUAUCUCAGAAUUCACGACAGAAAUACUUCAGCUGAGGACAAAGACACCUUGAUUUAUUUGGUGAAAAUAAGAACAGAUAAUCAUCUACAUGAGCGAAGUUGUGACAUUUCAAAAGGACUAAGGUGAAAUUUGAAGUGGUAGUCUACAUGAAUAUACUGCAGCCAGCCACAAUGCUAAAACCAUUUGAGAAGAUUUACAGGAAGUUAUGGUUGGUUGCUUAUAAGAUGAAGGUUGGAAUUUUUUUUUACGUUAAAAUAUUUCCUCCUGUGCCUUUUUUUGUGUGUGUGUGUGUGUGUGUGCGUGCUUUUUUUUUUUUGGAACAUGCCGACCAGGCCGACAAAGCAACAUUGGUACAACCAGUGGAAGACAAGGGUUGUUCAACCAUUAUUUAUGCCAUUUCAUUUGGUACAAUUCCCUUCACCUUUAACAAUGAAAUAGUUCCUUCUUGAAAAGAAAAAUUUUACAAUAUAGUCUUUAUUUUUGACACUGAACUGUUCUAUUAAUGGCAGAAAGCAUGUUUUCAUGUGUAACAUCUUUACUUUGACUUAUUGUUUUUAUAUGACAUUUUCUCUGUAUCAGAGCUUCAUUAAUAUAUAUAUAUAUAUAUAUAUAUAUAUAUAUAUAUAUAUAUAUAUAUAUAUAUAUAUAUUAUAUUUGAUUUCUUUUAUAUAUGUUUCUCUGCUUUGCAGCUUCUAUUAUCAAUGGCUCAAGAAAGUAUCUGAAUGUUCGAGAAAAGAAAGAAAAGCCGUAGCCCUUAGGAAUGUUUAUCUGUUUUCUUUGUACAACUCUUUUUUUUUUUUCCUUCAGUGAAGGUGGAAGUAUUUAUUGCAUGCUUUCUGUUCUGUGUUUUUAUUGUUCAGAAUGCCAGUAGGUUCAAUAGCUCAAAGCCUGCCAAAACUGCUGUUAUUGUUUUUCCUAAAGUACAAACAGGCUGCUGAGUAAUUGUCCAUUAUAUAAAAGACUGUACUGCACUGUAAACUUCACAUUACAGCCUCAAAAUACCCUCAAUGAAUUCUUGUUAUAACUGGCUAUUUAUGUACUGUAUAUUAUGCUUAUUUAUAUGUAGCGUUUUGACUACUAUUUUCAUAUUUAUUUAUGCCGAACCUGUCUUCUUUUUUCUUCAUAUUAAGAGAAGGACUAUUUAAGACUUUAAGACUCUGUGCUCUUUUUCACAGAUACUUGAAUGUUUAAACUUGAAUUGUUUACGUCCAGCAGUCAAUUUGUUUAUUUAUUUAAUUUAUAAUUAAAUGUAUUUAGUAUAAUUGAUCUGUACAUCUAUUCUCAAAUAAAUUAUAUAUUAUUA